This is a messenger RNA of Carcharodon carcharias (great white shark), 2796 nucleotides long. Its product is annotated as CD276 antigen-like. The transcript has 11 exons. The coding region runs from base 651 to 1706 and encodes 351 amino acids. Gene Ontology annotation, cellular component: external side of plasma membrane. NCBI's taxonomy places the organism in Eukaryota, Metazoa, Chordata, Chondrichthyes, Lamniformes, Lamnidae. Gene Ontology annotation, biological process: immune response; negative regulation of T cell proliferation; T cell costimulation. The record is from RefSeq and is a predicted model, not a curated record.
UCGUCGCCAGGGAGGCUGCGGCCUGCUGCUUCUGACGUCACCGCGUUUUGCGAGCACGCACAGGAGGCGGGGCCGGGCGAAUCCGUCUCCACGGUUACGGGUGACUCACAAUGGACGGUCAGGUGCCUCAGAAUCAGAUGAGAUGUUAAACAAAGGCUCGCUUGUCCUCUCAGGUGAGCAUAAAACAGGCUUAGCAAACCCGUGGCCCAUGGGCCAGAUUGUGGCCCCCGAAGCCAUUCUAUGUGGCCCCCCGGAGCAGCUGUUCAAAAUGUCAGGAAGACAGCUAACUAAGGAAGUCGAGGAUGAUAUCAAAUUGAAAGAAACCACGUACAAUUCUGUGAAGGCCAGAAAACUGGGAAAAUUUUUGGAAACCAGCAAAGGGUGGAGAACAGAAGAAGGGAGCCUGGCAAAUCUUGGCACUGAAUCCUACCCUGGGCUCUCCUGACCACACGGUUCGAAGGGAUUCUGGCAGCAAGCAGAAGACAGGCAGCAGGAGCAGUCCAGGACUUCCUGGAUCUGUGGUUCACGACAUUCGCUCUCCAGGCACUAGGAUAUCAGUAUCUAAAAAAAAUACAGCUUCACAUUCGGAACACUCGCCCUUUUUGGAAGUUCCUUGUCACCGAAGACGUGGUGGACUGUGUACAUUACAGAUGGACCCAGAACGCAGGCGAGCAUUAAGGGGAACCAGACUGGUGCCUGGGCUGUUUGAAUGUGGAUUACUUUUGUGUUGGGGAGCAGUUCCCUUGACUACCCUUGCAGUCUCAGGAAUCGUUGGAGAAAGUGCCCUCCUGUCUUGUGUAGAUAGCGCUGUGGGAAAACAGGCUAAUGAUGAGAUCCGUGUGUACUGGCAGAGGGUUGGCCAGUUCGUCCAUGCCUUCUACUCAGGGAAAGAACAUGCUAACCACAAUUACAGCAACAGAGCCAAACUUUUUACAAAGGAAUUCCAACAGGGCAACUUUUCCCUCCUCCUGUCUGACCUCCAAGUGAGUGACGAUGCUGAAUACACUUGUAUAAUUCAGAUGAAACAGCCGACAGAGUACAACGUGGUUCUAACUAUUCCAGUCACAUUGCAGGUAGCAGCCCAUUAUACAGAGCCAGUGUUGACUGCAGAACCUGAGCAGAGAGACCUGGAUCAUGGAGAGCUUGUGAGGGUGAUUUGCUCCUCAUGGGGUGGUUAUCCAGAACCAGUUGUACACUGGACUAUUAUGAACAUCUUUAAUGAAAGCAGGACAGUCAAGAAUCACAUUAGUUGUUCUGGAAAGGAAUUGUGCAACAUCACCUCCACCCUCUGGAUCCAAGCGAAAUCAAACUUCGUUACCCUUCGUUGCUCUAUAUACAACGCCAAGCUCCAGGAGAAUAAAACUGCAACCUUAUCUUGGAAUUUCUCUAAUGAAUGCUAUAGGGAGGCCAUCGUCCCUGUUAGUGAUGUACAUCACAGAUGGAUUAUACCAGUCGUCUUAGUUAUACUAAUCAUUGUAUGUUCACUGGCGGCUUACAUUUUACUGAAGUUCAGAUCUUUACUGAGUGCUUGUACUUUUUUUUUAGCAGGUAAUGUGGCUGGAGAACAGUACGAACUGGCUUCAUAUAACUUCUCAGGUGCUGAAGUUGAGGCCCAAGAAAAGAUGCCACAUUCAGGCCAAGGUAGUGUUGAAAUUCAACUGUUAACGGAAGGAUUAGAGAUGAAGAACCUAAAGGAGAAAGACUGAAACAUGAGGAAUGACCUGUGGACAACGAGUGCAAAUGCAAUAAUAUACUCCUUGUGUACCUUUGACUUAUUUGGUAUACGUUUCAUCUGAUUGCUUAGAGUGAAUAUGCUCUAAACUCCAUGUAGAUAAAACUUUGCUACGAAUUGUUUAACAUAAUGUUUUCUCCUUUUUGAAGCUGAAACCUUGGGCAGGUGGAAUAGGUGCUAAACCGGAACAUUUUCUAAACAGUGAGAAAAUGGAGAUUGUAAAGAAACAGAGAGAUGUAGGAGUCCAAAUAUAAAAUUACUAAAAGCUAGAACGCAGAUACAAUGAAGAAUUAAACAGGCUAAUGAAAUGAGCCUGUAGCUCGGGGGGACUGGAACACAGAGGGGUAGAUGUUCUGUUCUAGUUUUGAUUAGAUUCCAUUUAGAAUAUUGUGUUUAGUUCUGGGUACUGUACCUCAGGAAAUAUAUAUUAGCCUUGGGGGGACAAGGCCUGUGAGAGGGGGGUGCACAAGGUGCAAAGCACUGGGGGUCCUGGAUUCACUUCCCAAAACAACAGCAAUCAUUGGCCUGUUGUUCGGGGUGGUCUCCAUUGCCGGAUUGGCUGUCUUGGACACUGACAGGACAACAGAAAUCAUUGGUCAAGAUGAUGAUGUCAGAUUCUUUUCCUGCUUACCUGGUGUGAUGAGGAGAGUGCAGUUUGUUGGGCAUUAGUGGCAGGUUGUUGUUGUUGUAGAGGUGGAGAACAUGGCAGGCACUUCCUUAGACCUGGGGCACAAGGUAAACAAGGUAAAAUACCUGCCUCUGCCCAGAAACAGGAGAAGCAGCAGGGCCCGUGAUCUCUCUCCCUGUCCAUGUGGAGGGGAUGAAGUGCAAAUUCACCAGAAUGAUACUGGGAUGAAAAGGGUUAAAUCAUCAGGAGAGGAUGCAUGGAAUAGACUGUCUUUCUUUGAAUUGUGACAUUAAGUUGAUUAAAGGGCUUGAGAGGGUAAAAAAAGCAGUAAUUUCCUCUGGUGGGGGGAUUCCAGAACCUUAAAAUUGGAACGAGGCUGUCCUGUCUGAUCUCAGGAAGCACUUCCUUGUAUAGAGGCUAGUGGAAAUCUGGAGCA